This is a messenger RNA of Pieris rapae (cabbage white), 1122 nucleotides long. RefSeq names its product E3 ubiquitin-protein ligase RNF146 (gene Rnf146). The record is from RefSeq and is a predicted model, not a curated record. Bases 220 to 879 code for a protein of 219 amino acids. Gene Ontology annotation, cellular component: nucleus; cytoplasm. Lineage: Eukaryota; Metazoa; Arthropoda; Insecta; Lepidoptera; Pieridae. Gene Ontology annotation, biological process: Wnt signaling pathway; ubiquitin-dependent protein catabolic process. The transcript has 6 exons. Gene Ontology annotation, molecular function: ubiquitin protein ligase activity; poly-ADP-D-ribose binding; zinc ion binding.
UAACAUCAACUGUCUAACAUAUUAUUUAUUAUCCCUUGGAGUGUGUUAGUGUUCAAAAUGUACCAUAAUAUGAAAAAUGAAAAUGCUUAAAAUUUAAACCCUAUGAGUGCUAUUAUUACUUCAGGUUACACCAUAGUUAUAAUUUAUAAAUAGUAUAUAAGUAUAUCGCAAUUUAAAACACUUCAUUAAAUAGAAAAAUAAUAUUUUAAGUUUGUUACGAUGGAUAUAAUUCAAGAAGGCGAUUGCGCUGUGUGUAUGUUAAAGUACAAUCAUCCAGCAAAGCUUCCCUGUGAUCAUAUUUUUUGUUUUCUUUGCAUCAAGGGUGUAUUUUUAAGAAGUCACACAUGUCCAAUGUGUCGUACACCAAUACCUGAGGACUAUCUGGAUAAUCCACAGCUCUUAAAUGAAAUACUGGAUGAAAAAACUGAAAGUGAUGAAUAUGUUGAUAAUAAAUUUUGGUGGUAUUAUGAGGGUCAAGAUGGUUGGUGGAGUUAUGAUGAAAGAAGUAAUGAAGAUAUAGAAUCAGAUUUUAAUGAUGGAAAAAGUGAGUGUAAAUUACUAGUUGCGGGUGCAGUUUACUGUGUAGACUUUACCCAGAUGAUACAAUACAGGCAAAGUGAUCCACGCAGAAAAAGAAAAGUUAAGAGGGAUACCCACACUCAUCCAUCUAAAGGAAUAGCAGGAAUUCUUAAAGUUUGCCCAAAGCAAAAAGAUUUGAAUGCUGAGAAUAUUACUGCAAACAUUCUGGAUGAUGAUACUGAUAGUGUUCAUAUUCAAGAAAAUGGAGAUGACAUUGAUCAUGUGUCUCAAAUUUUAAGAUCUUUGUCAAUACAGGAACCGGAAUUGCCAACUGGUAGUUCUAAUACAGAAGAUACAUGAAAUUAUGAAGAUAUAGUUUUUAUUUAAUUUUAACCUACAUUAGUUAUUAUUAGUUGAUUAAAGAAAUUAGGGGAGCAAUGCAUUGUUCUUAGUAACUUUUACACUGAACAUGCAAGAACUUUUAUGAAAUAAAGUACUUAUAAUUUUGAAUUAAUAUAAACUUAAGUCAACUGUUUAUUUUGCAAGAUUGCACUGAGAGUAGGUGUUCAUGUUAAGUGACGCCGCCGCCUAUAGCUACACUGA